Juglans microcarpa x Juglans regia is the source of this 1943-nucleotide messenger RNA. Its product is annotated as purple acid phosphatase. NCBI's taxonomy places the organism in Eukaryota, Viridiplantae, Streptophyta, Magnoliopsida, Fagales, Juglandaceae. The record is from RefSeq and is a predicted model, not a curated record. Gene Ontology annotation, molecular function: acid phosphatase activity; metal ion binding.
AUCCAGCACAUACACCCAACCAUGUAACAUCCGCUUUUAACUUGUCGUCGAACAAAGGAAACCCGUCGAAACUACGCGCACAAUUUCCAGACCGUGGCUGUUGAAACUCCGAACUCCAAAGUCAGCUUUUACAGAAAAAAUUGCCGUUGUCGGCUGAAGCCUGAAAAGUCUUAAGACAACUGGUCGGGGAAACCGGUGCUCUGAAUCUGUAUAUUCGUAAGGAGCUCUGAAUAUUGGGUGCAUUUUUCAGGAGCGUGACUUGGGUUGUUCAGGAGAAGAUCGUUCAAGAAUCAAGAUGGGUCUGCGGGGUUCUUUUCCUUCUUCUUCUUCUUCUUCUUCUUGGGUAGCAAUUAUCUUGGUCUUGAAUGUGGUGGUGAUGUGCAAUGGGGGGAAGACGAGCACUUUUGUGAGGAAAGUUGAGAAGACUGUGGAUAUGCCUCUGGAUAGCGAUGUCUUUCAAAUCCCUCCUGGCUAUAAUGCACCUCAACAAGUUCACAUAACACAGGGAGACCAUUUUGGGAAGGCAGUCAUAGUUUCAUGGGUGACUGUGGAUGAACCGGGUUCCAGUACAGUGAUUUAUUGGAGUGAAAACAGCAAGGAAAAGAAACAUGCCGAAGGCAAAAUUCAUACCUAUAAGUUCUACAAUUACACUUCUGGUUUCAUUCAUCACGCUACCAUAAGAAACCUGAAGUUUAACACCAAAUAUCAAUACGUGGUCGGGAUUGGGCACACUCCAAGGCAGUUCUGGUAUAACUCCCCUGAAGUUGGCCCUGAUGUGCCUUAUACGUUUGGUCUAAUUGGGGAUCUUGGUCAGAGUUUUGAUUCAAACAGGACGCUUACUCAUUACGAGUUAAACCCACAGAAAGGGAAAACGGUGUUGUUUGUUGGGGACCUCUCUUAUGCAGACAACUAUCCAAAUCAUGACAAUGUUAGAUGGGAUACAUGGGGAAGGUUCAUCGAGAGAAGUGUUGCAUAUCAACCAUGGAUAUGGACUGCAGGGAAUCACGAGCUAGAUUUUGCCCCGGAGAUCGGGGAAACAAAACCUUUUAAGCCUUACACUCACCGUUAUCAUGUGCCUUAUAAAGCUUCAAAGAGUACUGCUCCCUUUUGGUAUUCAAUCAAGAGAGCUUCAGCUUACAUCAUAGUGUUGUCUUCAUAUUCAGCAUACGGUAAAUAUACGCCUCAAUACACAUGGCUUGAAGAGGAACUACCGAAAGUUAAUAGGACCGAGACACCUUGGCUGAUUGUUCUCACGCAUUCCCCUUGGUAUAAUAGCUAUAACUAUCAUUAUAUGGAGGGGGAAACCAUGAGAGUAAUGUUUGAGGCCUGGUUUGUGAAGUACAAAGUUGAUGUGGUAUUUGCUGGUCAUGUUCAUGCUUAUGAGCGAUCUGAACGUGUAUCCAACAUUGCCUACAAUGUCGUAAAUGGUAUUUGCACACCUGUAAGAGAUCAAUCAGCGCCUGUAUACAUAACCAUUGGUGAUGGAGGGAACCUCGAAGGCUUAGCAACCAAAAUGACCGAACCACAGCCAGAGUACUCAGCUUAUCGUGAGGCAAGCUUUGGUCAUGCCACUUUUGAUAUCAAGAACCGAACCCAUGCUUACUACAGUUGGCACCGCAAUCAUGAUGGAUAUGCAGUGGAAGCAGAUUCCAUGUGGUUUUUCAACAGAUACUGGAGUCCAGUUGAUGAUUCCACAAACUCCCAAUCAUCAUGAUAUUAAAAUCUGUCAUGCGCUCCUUGAAAUGAGAAAAUCUAUUUAUAAGUCUUAUUUUUUAUAUAACUAGCACUGUUGAUCUGGAAGCUUUCUACAUCAACUAUGCUAAAAAACGAUUAGUGUUUUGAUUUUUUUUUAAAGUUAUAAUGGAUCCCACUAUAAGUGGUAUGUUAACAUAUCAGCUUAUGUGUAACAAAACUCAUUCAAAAUAAAUGAUCUUUUUGUAGUU